GCUCAGCCAGCGCCUCAGCCCCUGCGGGCCCAUCAGCCCCCACCGGGAGGAGGAGCUGGGCGGGAGGGGGCUCAGGCCCUGGGUCAGCGGGCAGGGACCCCUGCCUCGGGCAGCCACCCUUGAGGGGCCGUGGACAAGCGUGAGGCGAAGGGGUCGUUCCCGACAGUGCAAAGUUUGGGGAGCACGAGAAAACUGGGCUGUGUCCUAGGUUGACUGUGGGCAGGACUGCCUGGGGCCCCAUGGUCGAAAAGGCCACGCCACAGGAGGGAAGGGGGAGAGGGUAUUGCCACCCCCACUUCAGACGGGACUGCGGCCUGCCACUGGGCUUCCCUCUAGGACGGGGGAGAACUUCGAGCCUGGAGCUGGCAGGGCCUGGAGCAAACCCCUCCUGCAGGCCACGUCCCCAGCCCAGGCCCGCUGGGGCUGCUCGGGCUCCGAGCCACAGGCAGGGCCACCCCAGAGGCACUGAGGGACUGGCCCUGAAAGAAGCUGGCAGAACAGCCGUGACACGAUGCCCGCUGUGGGAACAUUUCCUCCAGACCGAGGCCGGGAGGGCCCCGGCGUCCCACUGCCUUCUCCAUGCCCCUCUCAGGGGUCCUCCUGUCCACCGAGUCUGCGCCUCCAGUGUCAGACGGGCCCCUUGGUGGCGGACAUUCUGGCUCCUGACGGCAGGUCACCAGGUCCAGACAGCAAAAACGUACAAGGGGUUAGGACUUGGCACUUGGAGAAGGUUCGAGAGUUCCUGUCACACGGGAAAGACCGUUCUGAGCCCCAUCGGCAAGUGCUUGGCCUGGGGUAGGGUCCCUGGAGAUGGGGGAGAGGAGGGCGACUGGGUCCACCCUGUCCUGGAGGGGAGGGGACAGUUGCAGGGAGGGGAGGAGGAAGGAAGGCCAGGCCCUUCCCGAGGAGGGAGGGUGCCGGAUUUUCCCCAGGCGUGGCCCGGGGUAUAAAGGGCGCCGCAAGCCGGCUGCAGCCAGGGCAGCCACGGGUACGCCGCGACCGCCAGGUGCGCCGCCGCGGAGCCCGGAACCCAGCCCCCGCUGCGAUGGUGAGCCGCUCCUCUCCCCGCCCUCCAGCCUGGACGGUGCCGCCCGGCCUGCCGCCCGACACCCAGGCUGAGGACGUGGCGGCAGGGUCCAGGAAGCCGCCCAAAUCUGGGGGCAAAAGGGAGCCAGGAGCCCAGACCCCCCCGGGCCUCCGUUUCCCGACCUGUAGAGGGAGGCUACGUCCCCCUGCCCGCUUUCCACAGGGAGCAGAGCCCGCGGCGGGCAGGGCGGGGCCCCUCCCCGGGGCGCCGCUGGCCCCCCACCGCCUGGUCCACCAGCCGCUCCGUGUCCUCCUGCUCCUGCUCUGGCCGCCCACCAGCCUGGCUCUCCACAGCCCCCCACUCCGGCCAGGGGCCCGCACCCACACAGCCGGGACCCCGCGCUGCUACUCGGCGGCGGAGCUGCCCCUGGGCCACACCCCUCCCCACCUGCUGGCUCGAGCGGCCAAGUGGGAGCAGGCGUUGCCGGUGGCGCUGGUGUCCAGCUUGGAGGCGGCGGGCCGCAGGGGCCGGCACGCGGGAUCGCCGGCCGGGAACCAGUGCCCCGUGCUGCAGCCCGAGGAGGUGCUGGAAGCUGACGUCCACCGGCGCUCCAUCUCGCCCUGGAGAUACCGCGUGGACACGGACGAGAGCCGCUACCCCCAGAAGCUGGCCUUCGCCGAGUGCCUGUGCCGGGGCUGCAUCAGCGCCAAGACAGGCCGCGAGACGGCUGCGCUCAACUCGGUGCCGCUGGUCCAGAGCCUCCUGGUGCUGCGCCGCCGGCCCUGCUCCCGGGAUGCGGCGGGGGUGCCCACGCCCGGGGCCUUCACCUUCCACACCGAGUUCAUCCGAGUGCCCGUGGGCUGCACCUGUGUCCUGCCCAGGUCGGCCCGGUGAUCACUGGCUCGGCUCCUGGACUGGCCUCCAGGGACGCCCCUCCUAUUUAUGUGUAUUUAUCGGGUAUUUAUGUGCCCCCCUGGGGCCCUGGGCGGGUACCGAGGCUCCAGGCCUCUGCUUUGAGACCUGGCCUGGGAAGGGCCCAGCCCCCGGUGCCUGGGGGAUGACCCUGUGCUGGGCAGCCCCCAGCUGGAGAGGCAGUUUAUCCUUUGACAGAAACAGCUGGGCUAGAGGGAACAUUCUCACUCUUCUGGAACUUGCUAAAACACCUACAGAAAAGGGAAAAGGUGUGCUGAUGGCCACCUCCACUUCCUGGCCUCCUGGGGUCCCCUCACCCCAGCCCCCCGGGAGGAACAAGCACCCCUGUGUUUCUAAAACAGCUAUUUAUUUUACACGUGAA
Molecule: messenger RNA, 2321 nt
Organism: Globicephala melas (long-finned pilot whale)
Lineage: Eukaryota; Metazoa; Chordata; Mammalia; Artiodactyla; Delphinidae
Gene: IL17C
Product: interleukin 17C
Biological process (GO): inflammatory response
Cellular component (GO): extracellular region
Molecular function (GO): cytokine activity
Source: RefSeq, a predicted model, not a curated record